Molecule: messenger RNA, 2598 nt
Organism: Blumeria graminis f. sp. triticale
Lineage: Eukaryota; Fungi; Ascomycota; Leotiomycetes; Helotiales; Erysiphaceae
Source: the annotation of a GenBank genome assembly
AUGCAACUUGUCACAGGAUUGGUACUAGCGCUUGAUUAUGCUGGAGCUGAGCUCGAUAACGCAGCGACGUCAGCACCUUCUAUACUUUCUACACCACUGUUAGCAGGUCUUACCCAGGCUUUUGAUUCACGAAUUAUAUUCUUUGUACUUGCGAAUGCUCUUCUUUCCUUUCCUUGCUCAGCCUUAGAGCUGACUAGGUGGCUCACGGAACCCAUCAACAUGCGGCCCCCAAAGCUCAUCAUCGCGGCAAUGUUACUUUUCACAUCUAUUUUAAUGUUCGUCGUCUUCUUAUUUUCAUCCGAUUCCUCUUAUGCAAUAACAAAUUCGUCCGUCCCGCUUAAGGCUGGUAUCCAAAAGUUCUUCUCGAUUGGGCCCACGUUCUCUCUUUUCCCUCCGAGUGCACUUAUCACACUUACACACGACAAUACAACUUCAUUUAUCGCAAGUCCAGCAUCCUUCGGACCAGCCCUAGCGAUAGAUGGGCUCAAGGGGCAAAUAUGGAUAGGCUCUGGACUGGGAGAUGAUACCGUUGAUGGCGAACUAGGCUGCAGUGAUGUCCUUGGUUGGCAGAAUUUUGCUAAAAGCUUUAAAGCUGUGACCCCUGCUACAGAGCAUAUCAAUUCCGAUGGAUCAAACUCUGUUUUUGAUAAAAUGCCGACCCAAAGUCGAGUCAAGGGUGACCAUGAACCCUUUGAAGAUUAUGUAAUGCGGUUAAAAAAUCCAAGUGUUAGAUCAGAAUCAAUAGAUGAAGAUGGCACUGACGACCAUCUUUUUCAAGUUCUUUCAGAUUCUAAGCCAACCAAGUAUUUUGAAAAGCCACACAUUAACGAAAAGGAUAUCAUUUCAGACAUUCACUUUCUACAAGAAGAAGCUGAGAUUUCUGGCAAAGUGGUUUUAUUGAGUCGUGGUGGCUGUGGAUUCCUCGAAAAAUUGAAAUGGGCUCAACGGAGAGGGGCUAUCGGGCUUAUUGUGGGUGAUAACACUAAGGGUGGGCCCCUAAUUCAAAUGUUUGCUAAAGGAGAUACAUCGAGUGCUAAUAUACCUUCCGUAUUUACCUCCUAUACAACGGCACAUCUACUAAGCUCCUUGGCUAGUUCUUUUGAGGCUCCAAGUAACCUGGACGACAAAUAUGGGAAGCCGAGAUUAUCAGUCAAAAGUAAUAUAGUAGCCACAGAAAAUAUGAAGAUUAACUCACAUCGUAAUUACAUACCUGCUCAGGAAGAAAAUCAUAUUGAAGAAAAUGCAUCUCGAGAUAGAGAUAUAGGUUUCAAUUACAUACAUAAAUUGCAGAGUACUGUGACAGGGACAGCAACCUGGCUCAGUUCCAUUUUUUUUGGUCCUAACAACCAGCAACUUAAGCCUAUCAGCAGCCGACCGCCAAGCAGUGGACAACUUGACUGGUCUACAUCAGAUGAUAAUAAAAAAAGUGGCCGGAUUAAACCAAAUACUCAGGAAGCUGCAAGAUCUAGAAAAUCAGAAGAUUUUAAAAGCAAAACUCUGGCCCAGCCAGCUGAUGAUUUUUUGAUAGGGAUCCAAGACUGGCGUGACCCUGAUUUAAUCGGGGCUAAUAAGAUAGAAAAGCCUGAGUCAGAUGUAGACUUUGUUAUGAUAAACAGCCACCAAAAACAGGGUCUAGGACAGAAUAAUGUUGUGCUUGAAACCAUAAACACACACCCAGAUGGCGGUGAAGUGGUCCAGGUGACCUCCAAAAAUAUCCCUCUUGCAGGCGGUAUUAUUACGCCAGGAAGUGGCGAAUAUACUAUACAGAAAAGAGAAGAUGAUAAAAAAGAGACUAUAGAAAUUAAUAAAAGCUAUAUCGACGGUGGUCCUGAUAUUAUUCCAAAAGGUGCAUCAGGUGCGAACAGAAAGCGUAUAGAACUAAUUAGUUCGGCCUCCAACCAAAAUAUUGACAAAUACUCCGCCCAAGGACUGUGGGUUACGCUCACGCCUAUAAGCGGAUCAAACCCUUUAUUAGAUACUCUAUUGGUACUGGUUAUCAGUCCUCUCGCUACUCUUACCAUUGUAUAUGCCUUACUCUUGGUUCGAUCGCGAAUAAAACGGCGUAGAUGGCGAGCACCAAGAUCAGUUGUCGAGAGACUUCCUGUAAGGACUUAUCAAAGCAUUGUUACAUCCGUCGACUAUUCCCCUCGUCGGCCAAGUCCAUCGAAUGUAUCAGCUACUACUCCUCUACUUUUAAAUACUCAAACAUGCAACAUUAGUUCUCAGAUGAACACUGAUUCGGACCAGAUGAAUAAUUUACUGGGAACCUCAAAUCAAUUGCAAAAUUCUAUUAAACCAUCGCGGCAAUCUCAGUUUGAAAAGAGUAUCAACCACAUGAGCCAGUGGAAAAAACACACAGGAAAACAGACUGAGUGUGUGGUUUGUCUCGAAGAAUACAUUGAUGGGGUUAGCCGUGUCAUGGGCUUACCAUGUGGUCACGAGUUUCAUGCUGAGUGCAUAACUCCAUGGCUAACUACACGUCGACGUACUUGUCCUGUAUGCAAAGGCGAUGUUGUCCGCUCCAUGGCAAGCAUAUGUUGCCCGGUUGACUGGGGCGAAUCUUACCCUGAUAACAGUGAUCCUGCAGAUAUUACAUAA